ACGCGCCCCCCCCUUCCCGAAGACCUCGCGACGCCAAAAAAAGGGGGGAGACCGCCACCCACGCCAAGUCGCCACCCUCUCCACCUCCGAGCUUCUCGCGGCGGCCGCGCCCCAGCCCGAGACCCUCCCCUCUCUCUCUCGUCUCGAGCGAGCUAGGGUUUUGGUUCUCCGGGGCGCCCGCCCCCGCGCCUCGCCGGCGGGCACCGCGCCACACCCCCUCUCCUCCCCCCCACGGCGGCGGCGGCGGCGGCGGUGGAGGCGGCAAUGGAUCUGCAGAGCCUCGCCGUCGUGCUGCGCGCGGCGCUCAGCCACGUCCCCGAGGAGCGGAAGGCCGCCGAGGAGAGCCUCAACCAGUUUCAAUACGCACCACAACAUCUGGUUAGGUUGUUACAGAUUAUUGUCGAUGGGAGCUGUGAUAUGGCUGUACGACAGGUUGCAAGUAUUCAUUUCAAGAACUUUGUUGCAAAGAACUGGUCUCCAAAUGAUCCUGAGGAAUCUCAAAAGAUUUCAGAAAGUGACAAAUUGAUGGUCCGCGAGAAUAUACUGGGUUUUAUUGUUCAAGUACCCCCUUUACUAAGAGCACAGCUUGGUGAAAGUAUCAAAACUAUAAUACAUUCAGACUAUCCUGAGCAGUGGCCAGUUCUCCUUCAUUGGGUUACACACAAUCUGGAAUCAGAAAAUCAAAUUUUUGGAGCUUUAUAUGUGCUAAGGGUUCUUUCCAGGAAAUAUGAGUUCAAAUCUGAGGAGGAGAGGAUCCCUUUAUAUCACAUUGUUGAGGAGACCUUUCCUCGCUUGCUAAGUAUCUUUAGCAAACUUGUUCAGAUUGUCAACCCUCCAAUUGAAGUAGCUGACCUGAUCAAGCUAAUAUGCAAAAUAUUCUGGUCUUCAAUUUAUUUGGAGAUUCCGAAGCAGCUCUUUGACCCAAAUGUCUUCAAUGCAUGGAUGAGUUUGUUUAUAAACUUGUUGGAAAGACCAGUUCCAGUGGAAGGCCAACCAUUGGAUCCUGAUGUGAGGAAAUCUUGGGGCUGGUGGAAAGUUAAGAAAUGGACAAUUCAUAUAUUGAAUCGUCUAUACACCCGAUUUGGUGAUAUGAAACUACAGAAACCAGAGAGUAAAGCUUUUGCACAAAUGUUUCAAAAGAACUAUGCUGGAAGAAUUUUGGGCUGCCACUUGCAGAUUCUGAAUGCAGUUCGAACUGGUGACUAUUUGCCAGACAGGGUUAUCAAUCUUGUUCUUCAAUACCUAACCAACAGUGUUACAAAGAACAGUAUGUAUCAGUUGAUGCAGCCUCAAAUCGACAUCAUUCUGUUCGAGAUAAUUUUUCCGCUCAUGUGUUUCAAUGACAAUGAUCAAAAGUUAUGGGAUGAAGAUCCUCAUGAAUAUGUUCGGAAGGGAUAUGAUAUCAUUGAAGAUUUGUACAGUCCUCGAACAGCUGCUAUGGAUUUUGUGAGUGAAUUGGUAAGAAAACGAGGAAAAAGCAAUCUCCAAAAGUUUAUCCAUUUCAUUGUGGAUAUUUUUAGGAGAUAUGAUGAGGCAUCUAUUGAAAUCAAGCCAUAUCGCCAAAAAGAUGGAGCACUUCUUGCUAUUGGGACAUUAUGUGAUAAGCUGAAGCAAACAGAUCCAUAUAAAGCUGAGUUGGAGCGUAUGCUGGUCCAGCAUGUCUUCCCUGAGUUUAAUAGUCAUGUUGGACACCUGCGUGCCAAGGCUGCAUGGGUUGCUGGACAGUAUGCACAUAUCAGUUUUUCAGACCAGGACAAUUUUCGGAAAGCUAUGCAUUGUAUAGUUUCUGGAAUGCGUGAUCCAGAUCUCCCUGUUCGGGUUGAUUCAGUGUUUGCACUUCGUUCUUUUGUUGAAGCAUGCAAAGAUCUCAACGAGAUACGACCUAUACUCCCUCAACUCCUUGAUGAAUUUUUUAAACUGAUGAAUGAAGUUGAGAAUGAGGAUCUUGUUUUCACUCUUGAAACCAUCGUUGAUAAAUUUGGUGAAGAGAUGGCACCAUAUGCACUGGGGUUGUGCCAGAAUUUGGCUGCUGCCUUCUGGAGAUGCAUGGCUAGUCAAGAAGCUGAUGAUGAAGCUGAUGAUUCUGGUGCUUUGGCAGCUGUUGGUUGUUUACGAGCCAUAAGCACAAUCCUUGAGUCUGUUAGCAGUCUCCCACACCUUUUUAUUCAAAUUGAGCCAACUCUGUUGCCAAUAAUGCGCAGGAUGUUGACUUCUGAUGGUCAAGAUGUUUAUGAGGAAGUUCUAGAAAUUGUCUCAUAUAUGACUUUUUUCUCACCAUCAAUUUCGUUGGACAUGUGGAGCCUGUGGCCGUUGAUGAUGGAGGCUCUAAAUGAUUGGGCAAUAGACUUCUUUGAGAAUAUUCUUGUUCCAUUGGACAACUAUGUUUCCCGGGGAUCGGACCAUUUUCUUGCCUGCAAAAACCCAGAUUAUCAGCAAAGCUUGUGGAGUGCACUAUCAUCUAUUAUGAUGGAUCAAAACAUGGAAGAUUCAGAUAUUGAGCCUGCUCCCAAGCUCAUUGAGGUGGUUUUUCAAAACUGCAAAGGCAAUGUGGAUCAAUGGGUUGAGCCUUACCUCAGUCUUACAAUUGAUCGAUUGCGUCGAGCACACAAACCAUAUUUGAAAUGUCUCCUUGUUCAAGUGAUUGCUAAUGCGUUCUACUACAACCCUUCUUUGACACUUGCAACCCUACAUAAACUUGGGGCUGUGACUGAAAUUUUUAACAUUUGGUUUGGUAUGUUAGAACAAGUCAAAAAGAGUGGUGUACGAGCCAAUUUUAAGAGAGAGCAUGAUAAGAAAGUUUGUUGCUUGGGGUUGACCUCACUUAUUAGCCUUCCAGCAGAUCAUAUUCCAGGAGAAGCCCUGAAUCGUAUUUUCAAAGCAACACUUGAUCUGCUUGUUGCCUACAAAGAGCAAGUGGCAGAAUCUAAGAAACAAGAUGAUGCUGAUGGUGAUGAUAUGGAUGGUUUUGAUGCUGAUGAAGAUGAAGAUGAUGAUGAGGUUGAAUCUGAUAAGGAGAUGGGACUUGAUGAAGAAGAUGCUGAUGAAGUAAACAGUCUUCAUCUUCAGAAAUUAGCUGCUGAGGCCAGAGGCUUCCAGCCAGCUGAUGAGUAUGAUGACUCUGAUGACGAUUUCAGUGAUGAUGAGGAGCUGCAAUCACCAAUAGAUGAGGUUGACCCGUUCAUUUUGUUUGUUGAAACUGUCCAAGGCUUGCAAGCAUCUGAUCCUAUCAGGUUCCAGAGCCUCAUGCAAACUCUUGAUUUUCGUUAUCAGGCCCUUGCUAGUGGCAUAGCUCAACAUGCUGAGGAAAGAAGAGUUGAGAUUGAGAAAGAGAAGUUGGAGAAAGCAAAUGCACAAUGAUUAGUCAUAAAGUUCUUUGAUAUUAUUGCCAUUUCACCGGGUUGUGGAAGUGGUGGGCCAUCUUGUGAUUUGGCGCGACCACAGGCAAUCAAUUUUGGAGCCUUAGUCUGCCAUUUAGGCAGGAAAAUUUUAGGCUCGCAAAAUUUUAUACUUGCGAGAGUUGAAACCGGUGAUAGAGCCUUCUUGGAUAGUCUCUUCACCGGAAGUCAUUUUCCUAGUGGCCCAUCGGUCGGUGGCUUGGAUUGUGCAAGCGUGACACUGGGAAGUUUCUCCAAUUUGAGGGCACUAGCUUGUCAUGCUGUUUGGGCCACUAAUAUAUUUUUUUUGCUGGGGGCUUAGCAUUUGUUGGAGAGCCCCCCACUGGUGGCGGGGUGCAUCUCCGUAUCACAGUUUGUAGGGCAGUUUACAUUUAGACUGUAGAAUGUAUAUGGUUUUGUUCUUGUCUAGAUCUUACCGUGAGUUUCCAUUGGUGGGCUGGGAUAUACGGUUACGUUUUGUU
This is a messenger RNA of Oryza sativa Japonica Group (Japanese rice), 3856 nucleotides long. RefSeq names its product importin beta-like SAD2. Gene Ontology annotation, biological process: protein import into nucleus. The record is from RefSeq and is a predicted model, not a curated record. Lineage: Eukaryota; Viridiplantae; Streptophyta; Magnoliopsida; Poales; Poaceae. Gene Ontology annotation, molecular function: small GTPase binding. Gene Ontology annotation, cellular component: nuclear envelope; cytosol.